This is a messenger RNA of Priapulus caudatus, 892 nucleotides long. RefSeq names its product chondroitin sulfate synthase 1-like. Bases 323 to 892 code for a protein of 189 amino acids. Gene Ontology annotation, molecular function: glucuronosyl-N-acetylgalactosaminyl-proteoglycan 4-beta-N-acetylgalactosaminyltransferase activity. The record is from RefSeq and is a predicted model, not a curated record. NCBI's taxonomy places the organism in Eukaryota, Metazoa, Priapulida, Priapulimorpha, Priapulimorphida, Priapulidae. Gene Ontology annotation, cellular component: membrane. The transcript is spliced from 2 exons.
CGCUAGAUGGCGAUGCGCGCAUCUGCCGUUAUCAUAGACUGGUACACGCGCUGAUGUGCACGAGCUGCGGCCGUCUGCUCAUUUCAGCGUUCGCACCAGUCGUGUCUCGGUGCGGCAUCGCGUGAGAUGUGCAUGUGCCAGUCGUAUACACGCGCGGGGUUUGGACGAAGUGCUGCUCGGCAUUCAACUCUCAUCGUGCAUUUCAUGUUGCGUUUAGUUCAAUUUAAAGAUGACUUUAAAAAUGUAAAUUGUUGCGUUGGUGGCUCGGAGGACAACAACAACGGGUGGAGCAGGUGAGCUACAUGAGAGCACAGCAGGCACCAUGGUUCUUCGUCGUCGUGGCAACGGCGGCAACAUCGUGCUUCUGGUCUGCGUCAGCAUCAUCUGUGGGUUCUCCUUCACCCUCUGGCUGCAGGGACGACUACGCGUGGAUGCGUGCCGCGCCAAGCGGGACGUGCCGCCGACCGGGCGACCCCCGCCAGCGUUCGACGACGUAGAACCAGGCAAAAACCUCCUAUUCGUCGGUGUCAUGACAGCGCGUGCAUUCCUUGACAAUCGCGCCGCUGCCGUAUACGCCACCUGGGGGCGGACCCUUCCCGGGAAGUUGGCGUUCUUCUCGAGCGAGGGUUCGGUGGGCGAGGGUGACAUGCCUGUGGUGGCACUGCCCGGCGUCACGGACCACUACCCACCACAGAAAAAGUCGUUCAUGAUGCUCAAGUACAUGUAUGAUCACUACGUGGACAAGUUCGAAUGGUUCAUGCGGGCCGAUGAUGACGUGUAUAUCAGAGGAGACAAGAUGGAGAAGUUCCUGCGGUCGGUGAACAGCAGCAAGCCGCAGUUCAUUGGACAGGCCGGCAUCGGCAAGAAACAUGAGCUAGGAAAGCUGGGUUAG